AUCGCAUUGGGAUUUGAUCAUGAACUCCCAACAAGACCCAGGUCCUGCAGCAGGCACCCGUUACGGUACUUCGUUCUCGCAACCGCCAAAGGAGAUCAUGGAAUACAGCUGCGCGGGUUUGUGGAGACCUAGUGACUGUCGCUCGUUUGAUGACAUGGGCAGAUUGUGGGGCUACCAACGAGAUCAAAGCCCGGGAACCUAUACGGUGUCGCGAAUGUGGGCAUCGCAUCAUGUAUAAGAAAAGGACGAAACGAAUGGUACAAUUUGAAGCACGGUAACCACCGCUCGCGGAGGCUGCGCGUAGCGCCCAUCUCAGGUUAUCUGUAUCAUAGGAUUCAUAGCACAAUCGCUGGCAUUGAUCAUGUCUCGAAUUACAUCUCAUGUCACCAGAGCCCCAAGUGUCUAACCCACAAGUUCAGCACACAUGUCACAACCAUCCGAUCCA
Mycena citricolor is the source of this 445-nucleotide messenger RNA. The record is from the annotation of a GenBank genome assembly. Lineage: Eukaryota; Fungi; Basidiomycota; Agaricomycetes; Agaricales; Mycenaceae.